Tripterygium wilfordii is the source of this 2774-nucleotide messenger RNA. RefSeq names its product ankyrin repeat-containing protein At5g02620-like. Gene Ontology annotation, cellular component: plasma membrane. Gene Ontology annotation, molecular function: protein phosphatase regulator activity; protein phosphatase 1 binding. The transcript is spliced from 4 exons. The record is from RefSeq and is a predicted model, not a curated record. Lineage: Eukaryota; Viridiplantae; Streptophyta; Magnoliopsida; Celastrales; Celastraceae. Bases 434 to 2335 code for a protein of 633 amino acids.
GAAACGAACUUCAGACAAACAAAAUCCUUGUAUAAAUAUAAUACGAUGGGUGGAUAAAAAGGUUUCAUUUUUACAGCUAUUAAAGGAGUGGCUGCUGAUGUUUUCUCUGCGUCUUCUGUACCAACUCAGGUUUUGAGCUCCUGAUCUGGUAUAUCUCUCGAGAAUCAGCUUCUGGGUUUUCUAAUUCAGAGUGAGUUCUAAUCUGGGUUUUCAAUUUCACAUCAGAAGUGAAGGUUUUGAGCUCUAAAAUCAAGUUGAAUUCGGUUGCAUCAGGACUCCAAAUACGAACCAAUAAUUUCUUUCCAAAUUUCGUAUUCCUCAGUGCGGUUUCUGGGCGUUAUCAUGGCCAAAUGUAAAUAAUUUAUGGGCUUUAGAAUCCAAUAAUCAGGAACUGGGUACAAAAGUGAUUGCUCUGAGACUGUUUAUUUUAUUAAUGAGUGAAGAGUUGUGCAAACACAUGGAGAAACAGAGCAUUUUACGUGCGCCUAGAUUGGAAAAAUUCCCAAGUUUUAAUGGCAUGCCAGAAAAGCCAUCAAUUAAGCACAAAACAAUGAAGAAACAUCUGAGUUUUCGCGGUGUAGAGGAAAAACCAUCAAGCAUGCGUGGAGUAAUGGAAAAACACCCAAGUUUUCAUUGUCCACCAGAAAAUCAGACGGGCAGUAGUGGGUUAAUGGAUAAACAGAAAAAUUUUCGUGGGCUUAUGGAGAAGCAGAAAAGCAUUCGUGUAGUGAUGGAGAGGCAACUCAGUUUCAUUGGUGUUAGUGAGAAGAGGAAGAACAAGGAAUCGCCCGGAAAGCGAGGUGAUUUGCAGCUUCAUUUGACAGCUCGAGCAGGGAAUUUGAGUAGGAUUAAAGAGAUUCUUCAAAAUUGUGAUGAAAAUGAUCUGAAGCAGUUGCUGUUGAAGCAGAAUACGGAAGGGGAAACGCCUGUCUACGCAGCAGCAGAGAAUGGCCAUGCAAUGGUGGUUCGGGAGAUGUUGAAACAUAUGGACUUUGAAGCUGCAUCCAUUAUUGCUAAUAAUGGCUAUGAUCCACUCCAUGUUGCGGCGAAGCAGGGUCAUCUUGAGGUCUUGAAAGAACUUUUAUGUAAAUUCCCCAACUUGGCAAUGACCACAGAUUUAUCCUGCUCAACUGCCUUACACACAGCUGCAACUCAAGGACAUGUUGAUGUAGUCAAUCUUCUUUUGGAAACGAAUUCAAAUCUCGUUCAGAUAACCCGAAAUAAUGGUAAGACUGUCCUUCAUUCGGCCGCAAGGAUGGGGCAUUUGGAUAUUGUCAAAUCCCUUCUAAACAAGGAUCCGGGCACUGGUUUUCGGACCGAUAAAAAAGGUCAAACUGCAUUGCACAUGGCCGUGAAAGGGCAAAAUGAGGAUAUUAUACUCGAAUUAGUAAAACCUGACCCUGCAGUUUUGAGUUUGGAGGAUAAUAAGGGGAACACUGCAUUGCAUAUUGCCAUAAAGAAGGGUCGUACUCAGAAUGCACGUUGUCUGUUGUCAGUUGAGGGUAUCAAAAUCAAUGCGACUAACAAGGCUGGGGAGAGCCCUCUCGACAUUGCUGAAAAAUUAGGAAAUGCAGAACUUGUCUCCUUAUUGAAGGAAGCAGGUGCGACCAAUUCUAAGGAAAAUGGAAGACCCCCUAAUCCAGCAAAGCAACUUAAGCAGACUGUCAGUGACAUAAAACAUGAAGUCCAAUCCCAGCUUCAACAGACCCGUCAAACUGGGGUGAAGGUUCAGAGAAUUGCAAAGAAGCUCAAGAAGCUUCACAUUAACGGCCUCAACAAUGCUAUAAAUUCAGCAACUAUUGUUGCUGUUCUAAUUGCCACUGUUGCUUUUGCAGCAAUCUUUACUGUGCCUGGCCAAUAUGUCGAGGAGAAGGAAGACGGGGCUUCUCCUGGGCAAGCUCAUAUAGGAGACAAAGGACCUUUCAUUGUCUUCUUUAUCUUUGACAGCCUAGCAUUAUUCAUCUCCUUGGCUGUUGUUGUAGUCCAGACUUCUGUGGUAGUUAUUGAGGAGAAGGCAAAGAGACAGCUGGUCUUUGUGAUUAACAAGCUCAUGUGGCUGGCUUGCCUCUUCAUUUCAAUUGCAUUCGUUUCUCUUACUUAUAUAGUUGUGGGCAAGGAAUACAUGUGGCUCGCAGUGUGUGCAACAGUGAUUGGAGGCACGAUCAUGCUAACUACUAUUGGGUCCAUGUGCUACUGUGUCAUUGUACAUAGGAUCGAAGAGAAAAAACUGAGGGAUAUAAGGAGAGCUGAGAGUCGCUCGCGAUCUUAUUCUAUGUCAGUGGUAUCCGAUUCAGAGAUUUUGAACAGUGAAUACAAGAGGAUGUAUGCGCUUUAAAGUAAUCGAAAUGGAAGAACAUCUAGAAGAAGAUGCAAUGAGGUACUCUACCCUUUCAGCUCCCGCUCUAGCAGUCAUCUUUCGUCAUGUGAACUUGAGCUGAGGUGUUCCUUGGCCUAGCGAACGAGGAUGAGAACAAGUGCCAUGAAUCAGCCAUCCGGAUGUGGUCACUUAUGUUGCAUCGGCUGCCCUAUAUGUACUUUUAACAUGAAUACCUUGAAAUGUAGUGACUUGAUUCUCAGGAUGAAUUUGGUAGUACAGGCAAUUAAGAAUAUACCUAAUGUUCAAGGGCAGACAAAUUUGGCCAGCGAGUGAUGUCUAUUCCAGUGUAUGCUUUGGUGUAUGCCCAUUUUUAUGUAUAAAUAUUGCAAUAUUUGCGACGUUGAUGAACAAUUAGAAUAUUUAGAAGAGUUUUCUUCUAUCCUUUUUGAGUUUUUGA